Messenger RNA from Malassezia restricta, 291 nucleotides. RefSeq names its product dolichyl-phosphate mannosyltransferase polypeptide 3. Lineage: Eukaryota; Fungi; Basidiomycota; Malasseziomycetes; Malasseziales; Malasseziaceae. The transcript is spliced from 3 exons. The record is from RefSeq and is a predicted model, not a curated record. Gene Ontology annotation, cellular component: endoplasmic reticulum membrane; dolichol-phosphate-mannose synthase complex. Gene Ontology annotation, biological process: GPI anchor biosynthetic process. Bases 1 to 291 code for a protein of 96 amino acids.
AUGACCCGUGCGAGUCGAUUUGCAGGCGUGGCGGGAUGCGUCCUGGUAGUCUAUCUGCUAUUUCUCUUUGAGAUACUGCGUGUACCCUUCAUUCCGCAGGAUGUAUCCAGAGCUAUUCUGCCGACGUUGCCAUGGUGGGUGCUGGUCGGCACGGGUGCCUACCUUCUCUUCCAGGUGGGAUGGGGCCUCUUCACGUUUAAUGAUACACCCAAAGCCCACGAGGAGCUCUUGAUGGAUAUCAAAACGGCCAAGGAUUAUUUGAGCCAGCGAGGCGUGUCAAUAGACUCGUAG